This is a messenger RNA of Rotaria sp. Silwood1, 2487 nucleotides long. Lineage: Eukaryota; Metazoa; Rotifera; Eurotatoria; Philodinida; Philodinidae. The record is from the annotation of a GenBank genome assembly.
AUGCCGUCUUUAACUAUGCCUAUCACUAAUAAUAUUAAAAUGAAGAAUUCCUGUACACGAAUCGUAACACAAAAUAUACCUACUUCUCCAUCAACAGGAAUAAUAGAAGCAGAAUUAAAGAUGCCAUUCAAAGUUCGCAUCUCAAAAUUUCGUCAUGUAUUUGGUACACCUUAUCGUGAACAAGAUUGUUAUAAAAAUAUAGCUAUAACACGUAAUGCCCAUGAUGGAAGUUUUUGUGCUGUUAAUUCAAAAUUUUUAGCAAUUGUAACUGAAACAAGUGGUGGUGGAAGUUUUCUUGUUUUACUUCUAUCUGAAGUUGGUCGUGUCGAUGUUGAUCAUCCACGUAUAACUGGUCAUCGUGGUCCAGUAGUUGAUCUUAAAUUUAAUCCAUUUAAUGAUAAUGAAAUAGCAUCAUGUUCAGAUGAUGGAACAGUUAAAGUUUGGUAUAUACCAAAUGAAGGUUUAAAAUCUGAUACAUAUCAAUGGAAAGUUGAUUUACAUGGACAUCAAAGACGUGUAGAUUAUAUUGAAUGGCAUCCAACAGCACAAAAUCUUAUAUUAAGUGCUGGACUUGAUCAUCAAGUUGUUUUAUGGAAUGUUGAAAAAGCUGAACCAAUACAAGUUUAUCGAUGUCAUCCAGAUGCAAUACAAUCAAUAGCAUGGAAUAGAAAUGGUUCAUUUUUUGCAACAACAUGUAAAGAUAAACAUAUACGUGUUAUUGAACCACGUACUGGUCGAAUUAUUGCGAAAGGAAUAGGUCAUCAAGGACCAAAAACAUCAAAAAUUGUCUUUUUAGGCGAUACAAAUCGUCUUUUAUCUACAGGUUUUGGAAAACAAUUUGAACGACAAAUAGCUAUUUGGAAUUUUAAUGAUUUAUCAAAACCAUUAACAGUUGAAACAAUUGAUUUCAGUGCCGGUGCUCUUAUUCCAUAUUAUGAUCAUGAUACACGUACAGUUUAUUUAGCUGGAAAAGGUGAUGGAAAUAUUCGUUAUUAUGAAGUGAGUGAUCAAGGUGAACCAUAUUUGUAUUUUCUUUCUGAAUAUAAAUCUUCUUCACCACAACGUUGUCUUGGUGUAAUGCCAAAAAUAGGUCUUGAUGUAACACGUAAUGAAAUAAUGCGUUUUUAUAAAUUAUUUGCUACUGGAUCUAUAUGUGAACCUAUUUCUAUGAUUGUCCCACGUAAAGCAGAAGCAUUUCAAUUAGAUAUUUAUCCAGAUACUCCAGGUCCAUAUCCAGCAUUAUCACCGGAAGAAUGGAUGUCUGGUAUUGAUCGUGAUCCAAUACUUGUAUCAAUGAAAGAUCGUGUCGAGGGUACAAAUAUGCCAAAAAUUACAACAUAUCGAACACUUGAUUCAACAACAUCAACACCUGUUCUACCUCAUCGUGGAACACCACAACGUACAAUUCAACCACCAGUUGCAGAAGUUGCACCAACACCUAAACAAAAUCUUAUUGAUCAAUCACUAUCUUCAUCUAUAUCGAUUGAAAAAUUAGCAGCAAAUAUGCAACAACAACAACAACAACAACAACAACAACAGCAACAACAUCAACAUCAACAUCAAUCGAGUUCUAAAGGUUUAAGAAAAAUUGAAUCAUUAAAAAUGCCAGCAACAAGUACAGAAUUUAAUAAUGUUAGUGAUGAAGUUAUUCCUUCUCCACAACCACCGCCACCACCACCAGAGCGUAAAAUUUCUCCAUCUCAACCUGUUGCUGCUAAAUCAAUAACUGUACCGAAUACAUCAUCGAAUCGUAGUCUUUACAAACCGCUUCGUUCUUCAUUUAAACCUUUUCCAUCAGAAAAAAAAAUAAGUCAUACACAAUCUACACCCGAUCUUUCAUCGUUGAUGUCAGACGAUAAAAAUGAUGAUGAUACAUCAUCAUCACUUGAAAAUCUUUCGAAUACGUAUGCAGCAAUGGAUUUAUCUCAACCACGUCCAACUGGUUCAAUUCUUAAACGAAGACCACCACCACCACCACCUCCAGCACCAUCACAAAUUUCUGACGAACCUAUUUAUGUUUCAUCAGUUUCUGUACCAUUACAACAAACUACUCCUCGAUCAGUUCAAUCAAUGAUUCGUGAUCAGAAUUCAAAUACACCAGAGAGGGAUAAGUUUCAAACUAAAAUUAGUCAACAACAACAACAACGACAAUCUCAAUCACCAAUACAUAAUAACAAUCAAAAUCGACGUAAUGUUGAAGUUAAGAAAAAAGUAUGGAGUGUUGAUACACCAGAUCAACAACAACAACAACAACAAUCACCACAACAACAAUCGUUGUAUCAUAAUAAUGCUAAUGGACAUCAUCCAUCUGUUCAACAACAAACAAAUGGAAUUGAUUAUCGUCAAGCAUUUUUAAAACAACAAGAAGAAGUGCAAUCAUUACGUGAACUUAUGUCAUUAAAAGAUAAUCGAAUUCGUUUACUUGAAGAUGAAUUACGUUUAUUAAAAAAUAAAUAUGAACAUAAAGAGAAUGAAUUAAAAAGAUGA